GCUUGCCCUCUUCCCGCCGCGCUGCUUCUUCCUCCACUGCGUCGUCUCUUGCCAGCUGCUGGAAGAGGCAGCGGAGGCAGCUGGAAGCGUCCCUUGCAAGUUGAGACCCCCGACGCUGUCCUGGGACGCGCGAUGCAAGCCCGCCGUCCUUUUGCAUCAUAACCAUAAAUAAGAAUUCCGAGAAUAAAAACAGUGUUUCGCCUUCCUUUCGCCCGCGAUGGACUCCAGGCUCCUGCGCCUCUGUCUUUGGGCUGCUUUUUCCGGCUUUUUCCUGCCCGGGGUAUCAGGAAUAACUCCAGAGUGUGACCUUAUGAUAGCCAUUGAAGCCGAACGAGAGAAGUGCGUGAGAUACUCCAGUUUGGAUAAUCUGACUUUAGGUUGUGGAAGUCUCUGGGAUAAUAUUAGUUGCUGGUCCGCCGUAAAUUUUGGGGAAACGAAAGUAUUGUCCUGCCCAGUCGUUUUCACCUACUUUACAAAAUUUCAAGGUAACAUCAGCAGGAACUGCACCAGGGAUGGCUGGUCAGAUAUUUAUCCUGCCCCGUAUCCGGUGGCUUGUAGAUAUGACCCCAACAUGACAAUCACUGAGGAACAGAGUGUCGUCUUCUACGGCACAGUGAAAACUGGAUACACAAUUGGACACAGUUUGUCUCUAAUUGCUUUGACGGCGGCCAUGAUGAUUCUCUGCUUCUUCAGGAAGUUGCACUGCACCCGGAAUUACAUCCACAUGCACCUGUUUAUGUCCUUCAUCCUGCGUGCCGUGGCCGUCUUUGUCAAAGACUUCAUUUUGUUUGAAAAUGGAGAAUCCGAAUACUGCUCCAUAGGCUCGGUGGGCUGCAAAGCUGCGGUGGUCUUUUUCCAGUACUGCAUCAUGGCUAACUUCUUUUGGCUUCUGGUCGAGGGCUUAUAUCUUCAUACCCUUCUGGUCAUCUCCUUCUUUUCGGAGAAGAAAUACUUUUGGUGGUACAUCGUCAUAGGCUGGGGUGCGCCGAUGCUAUUCAUCUUGGCUUGGACUGUCACGAGGAUUCACUAUGAAAAUACAGGCUGCUGGGAUUUAAUCGAAUCUCCAUAUUGGUGGAUUAUCAAAGCUCCCAUUUUGGUUUCUAUACUGGCCAACUUCGUGCUGUUUAUAUGCAUCAUACGGAUCCUGGUUCAGAAGCUUCACUCUCCAGAUGUUGGGCGAAAUGAAACAAGUCAAUAUUCGAGGCUAGCCAAAUCCACUCUUCUUCUGAUCCCUCUGUUCGGUAUCCACUAUGCCAUAUUUGCCUUCUUUCCGGACACGGUCAAGAAAGAAGUGAUGUACGUCAAACUGGUCUUCGAACUUGUUUUGGGGUCCUUCCAGGGCUUCGUGGUCGCUGUGUUGUAUUGCUUCAUCAAUGGGGAGGUUCAAUCCGAAAUGAAACGCAAAUGGCGCAGGUGGCAUCUGGAACGCUUCCUGGGUUCGGAUAUGAAGUAUCACCACCCGUCUGUCGGCAGCACCGGAACCACCCAGAUCUCCAUGUUAGCCACCUCCAGCCCCAAAACUCAACGCAGCUCCACUUUUCAAGCCGAAAAAUCCCUGGUUUGAGUCCCGGAGGCCGAAGACGAUCCAGACAAACCCGCCUGGCAAAAGCUGCAAGCAACAGAAUUUGGGAAUCAAGUAUUUGGCAUUAUUGUUAUUAUUGUUAUUUUUAAAACCAGUUUUUUUUUUUUUUUUGCAAGCAGAAUGGAGACAAAAUUCUGUGGCCCGGAGACUCGGAACAAGUAAAGUUAAGUUUGGACAGACUCCUCCUCCUUUUUUCCGAUCUGGAAUCGAAGGCAGAAUCAAAAAAAAAAUCAGCUUUCAAAAACAGAAUCGUUUCGCUGAUGACGUGGCUUACGUGGGUCAUGAAAUCUCACGGAAAAAACAACUGAGCUCAGAUAGCAUCAAGGACCCCAUAAUCCUCUUUUUCUUCCUCUUCAUUUUUCUUCUCCUCCUCUUCUUCUCUGCAAACCCUCCCUCCCUUCUAGCUCUGAUGAUGUUACCUAGUUGGGUCAUGAAACAUCUUCAAGAAAGCUGCGAAAGUCAGAGAGCACCAAGUUAUCGUCUUCGCCUCCUCCUCCUCCUUCUUCUUCUCCUUCAUCUCCUUCUCCUUCUUCUCCUUCUCCUUCUCCUUCCUCUCCUUCUCCUCCUCCUCCUCCUCCUUCUCCUCCUCCUCCUCCUCAUCUUUUUCUUCUUCUUCUCCUUCUUUUUCUUCUCCUCCUCCUCCUCCUCCUCCUCCUCCUCCUCUUCUUCUUCUUCUUCUUCUUCU
Messenger RNA from Ahaetulla prasina, 2267 nucleotides. RefSeq names its product vasoactive intestinal peptide receptor 1 (gene VIPR1). The transcript is spliced from 13 exons. Gene Ontology annotation, biological process: cell surface receptor signaling pathway; adenylate cyclase-modulating G protein-coupled receptor signaling pathway. The record is from RefSeq and is a predicted model, not a curated record. Gene Ontology annotation, cellular component: plasma membrane. Lineage: Eukaryota; Metazoa; Chordata; Lepidosauria; Squamata; Colubridae. Gene Ontology annotation, molecular function: peptide hormone binding; vasoactive intestinal polypeptide receptor activity; G protein-coupled peptide receptor activity. The coding region runs from base 218 to 1564 and encodes 448 amino acids.